This is a messenger RNA of Petromyzon marinus (sea lamprey), 2756 nucleotides long. RefSeq lists its product as uncharacterized. Gene Ontology annotation, cellular component: egg coat. Gene Ontology annotation, biological process: prevention of polyspermy; binding of sperm to zona pellucida. NCBI's taxonomy places the organism in Eukaryota, Metazoa, Chordata, Hyperoartia, Petromyzontiformes, Petromyzontidae. The record is from RefSeq and is a predicted model, not a curated record. Gene Ontology annotation, molecular function: structural constituent of egg coat; acrosin binding.
UCUCGGUUCCCUCGAUUUUAUGUUUUUGUGCAAGAGCAACUGGAGCAGGGCAGGGAGGCGAAUCUGCUUUUGGAACUCUCGUAGCAUGGCGAGGACCGUGAUUCAUGCUGCUGCGCUUGCGUUGUGCAGCCUCGUGCUGUGGACUUGCGACGUCUCUGCAGCGGAGGGAGUCGGAAGACGCCGCUACGAGCUAUUCAAGCGCAGCCCUCCGCGCUGGGAUCGCUCCGGCGCCUUUGACUCCGGCGCAUUGUACCCAGACUCCCUCCUCUACUCGUACGGCGUGGGUCUCACCACUGUCGAUUGCGGCAACGCCUCCAUGACGGUGACCGUGUCAAGGAUUCUCCCACCCUUCUCUGCUAGCACGCUACACGACAAGCGACCCAUGUCGUGGUACCUGGACAUCGACAACGGCACGGCGCAGUGGAGCGUGCCCGUGGCGUAUGCGAGCCAGGCCGGCUACGUGUUCGACUCCCAGGAGCUGACCCUGACGGUGACGGCGCUGUACAAUGCAAGCGGGGUGUUCUACUCCCAGUUGGACGACACUUCCCUCUACUUCCUGGACCUGCAACUGCGCUACGGCCCCAGCAACACCGUCGUCUCCUUGCUCACCCCCAUGCUGUGUCUGGUGCCAAGCUACCUGCAGUGCAACGACACGAGCCUGGUGGUGACGGUGCCGCCGCUGCCCGGCCCCCUGGAUGCGGUGAAGGUGGGCACCACCCCUGUGUACCCGGGCCCGUCCUCCGUGCCGGGGGUCGAGGUGCGGCUGGAGAACAGCGGCGGCCUCUGGGGGUUCGUGCUCUCGCUGCGUCGCACGUCGCCGCUCGUCGGCGUGGAGCUGUGCCCCAUGGGCCAGUGGAGCGGGGUGCGUCACUUCGCCAACAUGUCCCUGACGUUCACGCACUCCUCUCGGUCCCUCGCCUUCCCGCUGCGGCUGCCCUGUCCGUGCGUCGCGCUGCAGGACGACGUCGGCGCCGUCUGCAACGGCAGCGUCUUGCUCGCCAUAUUCGGGCCCCUGUACGGCCCCCCGCCGACCAUCGCGGUGCUGACCGUCGGGACCGUGUCCCUGCUGGCCGGCACCACCCUGGACCCCGCUCUCUACGGCUACAGCGUGACCCAGAUGUCCAACGGGUCCUCCUACCUCACCAUAACCGCCGACCGCACCGCACCCGGCGUCCUCGUCCAGUCUCAGGAACCCGGCCGCCGCCUCUACUCGGCGCUGUUCCACGCCGUGGUCAUUGACGGCUUGGGAAUCCGUCACGACUACACCGUGGAGACAUCCUGCCACAUGCCCUACACGCCAUCCGGCGUGGUGUCGUGCGGGCCGUCGUGGUUCGCCGUCACGCUGCAGCUCGCCGAGGUGCGAGACUUCACGCUGUUCGUGUCGGAAGUUCGCGUGUCGGACCUGCUCGACCAGGGCUACAGCCUGACCAACUCCACCUCGGAGCUGCGCCUGCAGGUGGACUUCACGGCGCUCUACGUGGUGGUCAAGACUCUGCCAGACGGCUCGACGGAGAGGUCGCUACUGCUCACGCUGAGCAACUCCCUUGGAGCCGUGGAGGAGUACACCCUGGUGUGCACCACCAACACCGCAGAGUGCUCUACGGACGGGCAGAUGACGUUCGAGGUCUACGCGAGCAGCACGCGGCCCCCGCUGGAGCUGGCCACCGUGCACGUGCGUGACCCCUCCUGCCUGCCCGUCGUGGUGACCGCAGAGAAGGCCGUGUUCGUCGUCCCCCUGGACGCGUGCGGCACCACUCAGCAGAUGGUGGACGGCAAGCUGGUGUACGAGAACGAGGCCGUGUCUCUGAUGCGCGACUCCAUCCACGUGAUCAUCUCCCGCAGCAGCGAGUACAGAAUGAAGAUCACCUGCGAGUUCUCCGGGGACGACUUGCUGAUGCUGGGCGUGACCGUUCCCACGCUGUCUCCACCCAGCCCUGCGAACGGCACCGGGCCCCUGGUUAUCGAGCUCACCAUGUUCCCUGAUGUUGACUACGUCGCACCCUAUGUCGCCGCCGACUACCCGCUUGUGCGCUUCCUCAGGGAGCCGCUGUUCGUCCAGGUGCAGCUCCUGGCGCACCCCGACCCCGUGCUGGAGCUGCGUCUCGCCGACUGCUGGGCCACGUCUCAACCCGACCCCAACUCCCUGCCCCAGUGGGACCUCCUCGUGUCCGGGUGCCCGUUCUCCGGCGACAACUACCUGAGCACCAUCCACACCGUGAGCCCCGCCUCUGUGCCACUGCACCUGAGGUUCAAGCGCUUCGAGGUGAAGACGUUCGUGUUCGCUGACCCAGCGCCACUCGGAGCCCUUCGCGAUACGCUCUACUUCCACUGCAGUGCCACGGUGUGCGACUCCAACUCGGCCGAUUUGCCGCAGUGCGGACCUAGCAGCUGCUCCCCGUCGACGCGACGUGCCCGCAGAGACAUCGACCAGGCUGUUGAAAACGGAAUGACCCACGUUGUCAGCCUGGCUGGACCGAUCGUUUUCACCACCGAUGCCUCUAAAUCGCGUCCAUCAGUCUCUGCAGGUGGCGUGUGGGUCCCGGGGCUCUUGGCUGCCGCCUGCUCCGUCCUCGCCGUCUCUAUCGCCGUCGCGUUGGUGGCCAAGCUGCUGUGCCGUGGCCACCAGGGCACGUGGAGGGAGGCCAUGUGCGGCUGAACACGAUGAUCGUAGGCACCGCUGUGCGGUGUCUGCUGCUAUGCUUGGCAAAAAAAAUCCCUUGUGCGUUGCAUGUUAAAUAAAUUCUGAGUGACAACAA